This is a messenger RNA of Euleptes europaea (tarantolino), 550 nucleotides long. RefSeq names its product deoxyuridine triphosphatase (gene DUT). The record is from RefSeq and is a predicted model, not a curated record. The transcript is spliced from 6 exons. Gene Ontology annotation, biological process: dUMP biosynthetic process; dUTP catabolic process. Gene Ontology annotation, molecular function: dUTP diphosphatase activity; magnesium ion binding. NCBI's taxonomy places the organism in Eukaryota, Metazoa, Chordata, Lepidosauria, Squamata, Sphaerodactylidae. The coding region runs from base 10 to 510 and encodes 166 amino acids.
CCCGCCGCCAUGCCCUCCUCCGCAGCGGCCCCCGCCUCGCCCCCCAGCAAGAAGCUCAAGAGCUCCGGCCCCGAGGCGCCUGCAUUGAGGCUCCGCUUCGCCAAGCUCUCCGAAAACGCCUUCGCGCCUUCCAGGGGCUCCUCCCGGGCCGCCGGCUACGAUCUCUACAGCGCCUACGACUGUGAGAUCCCUCCUUCCGGAAAGGCUGUAGUAAAAACAGAUAUUCAAAUCUCUCUUCCGUCUGGAUGUUACGGUAGAGUAGCUCCACGGUCUGGAUUAGCUGCAAAUCAUUUCAUAGAUGUUGGUGCUGGAGUUAUUGAUGAGGAUUACCGAGGAAAUGUCGGCGUUGUACUUUUCAACUUUGGAAAGGAAACUUUUAAAGUUAAGCGAGGGGACAGGAUUGCCCAGCUGAUCUGCGAACGCAUCUACUAUCCCGAACUUGAAGAAGUCCAGGUUUUGGAUGAUACAGACCGUGGCUCAGGAGGCUUUGGAUCCACUGGCAAGAACUGAGGAAAGCUGUUACACGUAAUUAAUGACUUGCUGUAUUUUG